CAGUCGGUAUUUGUCAUUCAAGCGAGGGAACCCACUUUGAGCUUCAACAGAUCUUGUAGCUUCAAGGCAUCAAUAUAGCAAAUACAUAUCCGUGGUAUGAUGCUUAAGGCUACCCUACGAUUUCUACCCAAGCUUACCGCACGAUCAAUUUCAUUUUCAAGACAGGCCACACUCCGCAACAUGUCUCAGUUACUCAAGAAACCAGUCAAAAUCGCCUUGAUACAGCUGGCUAGUGGUUCGUCUUUCUGGGGACUAUCAAGAACUUCAUCCUGAUGCACCACAGGAGGCUAACAAAUCACGACAGGAGCGGACAAAUCUCAAAACCUAGUGCACGCCCGCGAAAAGGUCCGUGAAGCCGCGUCAGCUGGUGCAAAAAUCAUUGUACUCCCCGAAUGUUUCAACUCUCCCUAUGGUACCCAAUACUUCCCCAAAUAUGCGGAAACUCUCCUACCCUCUCCCCCCACCUCUGAGCAAUCGCCCUCAUUUCACGCCCUCAGUGCCAUGGCCGCGGAGACGAAGACUUACCUGGUAGGCGGUAGCAUUCCAGAAUACUCGCCCGCCACCAAAAACCAUUACAACACUUCGUUAACAUUUUCUCCAUCUGGUAAAUUAUUGGCUACCCAUCGAAAAGUUCAUCUGUUUGACAUCGAUAUACCCGGAAAGAUUACAUUCAGGGAAUCAGAAGUUCUCUCCCCAGGCAAUCAUAUUACUAUGAUUGAUCUGCCAGAAUAUGGUAAGAUAGCAGUGGCGAUUUGCUAUGACGUCCGAUUUCCAGAACUAGCUAUGAUUGCGGCCCGAAAGGGAUGUUUUGCCUUGAUUUAUCCUGGCGCGUUCAACACUACAACAGGUCCUCUUCAUUGGAGAUUACAAGGACAAGCAAGAGCUAUGGACAAUCAAAUUUAUGUUGCCUUGUGCAGCCCCGCUAGAGAUGAAACUGCCAGCUAUCAUGCCUGGGGACAUAGCUUGGUCGUCGAUCCGAUGGCACAAGUGCUUGUUGAGGCUGCUGAGCAAGAAGAAAUCGUUUAUGCUGAGCUGAACGGAGAGAAAAUUGAAGAGACGAGAAAAGGAAUCCCAAUUCAGACCCAGAGAAGGUUUGAUAUAUACAAAGAUGUUAGUGAAGACUUUAAGAACGGGGAUGAAGAGUGAUAGGCCUUGGAUAAGGGCGUCAAUAUAUGUCACACUCGUUGGACACAACACGCACGAAACUUACAAUCGCAACUGUCAUUACGAUGAAAAAUAUGAUUUUAGUUGUUGGUUUUUUCGUCACUUGUAUUUCCACUACAAGCAACACGUACAAAUGACCCGGCAUUUCCAUUUUGUAUACCGUAAUGUGCAGCGUCCAAAAAUGUCACACGUCAUAAGCUAGCAAUUCGAUA
Sclerotinia trifoliorum is the source of this 1376-nucleotide messenger RNA. The record is from the annotation of a GenBank genome assembly. NCBI's taxonomy places the organism in Eukaryota, Fungi, Ascomycota, Leotiomycetes, Helotiales, Sclerotiniaceae.